Molecule: messenger RNA, 1115 nt
Organism: Drosophila innubila
Lineage: Eukaryota; Metazoa; Arthropoda; Insecta; Diptera; Drosophilidae
Exons: 4
Coding region: 77-1054 (325 amino acids)
Source: RefSeq, a predicted model, not a curated record
UAGGAGUUAUUGUUAUAUAUUUUAUUUUUCUUGAGUUGCGUUGAGUUAUCGGAGCUUUUUAUUCAUAACUUUCGAAAUGCCACGCAUAAAGCCAACCACAACUAUCGAUGUCCUGGGCAAUCUGGACAUGCGGCCCGAGAUGGCAGUGGGCGAUUAUCUGAUGUCCAAGGCGCAGCAGAAGUUCUUUGUGAAACCGCCGAAUCCGGAGAGCGCUGGAGACUCCGUCGAGUUACUCUAUAUCCAUAAUACCCGAGAGCAUGAGAAGAUGUUGAAGUUGCAACAGGAAAUGCUCGAUAAUUGCAAGCAGCAGUCGCUAGUGAAUUCCGAGCGAGUAAAGGAAAUGUACAGGACGCAGGAGAAGCUGAGGCAACGCUUCAUCGAUGUGAACAGCUUUAUCAAGGACUGUUCCGAUAAGAAAAGACUCGCUGAGAAGGCGAUCAACGAUGAGUCACAGCUGCACGAGGAGCUUAGUAAGGAUAUCGAGAACAUCAAGACCUCGAUUGACGAGCUGACGACAUUUCGCGAAGCCCUCAAGGCAACUGUCGAGGAACUGCAGCCCUACGAGAAGGUGCUCGAUGAGGUCGUGAAAGUGUCGGACAUAUUCGUCUCUCCCAAGGAUUGCAUGGAUCGUUGCGAUGCGCUGAUGCUUGCUCAGGUGGAAAUCAGUGAGCUGGAAAAUAAGAAGCUCCAAGAAAUCGAGCAGAUGCGUCAGCACAUGGUAAAGAUCACAAGCGAGGCAGCUCUCACCGUGUUGGGCCUGAAGAAUGACUUGUCUUUCGUACAAAGGUCUUAUACCGAAUCCCAGGCUCUCUGCUUCAAAUGGGAGAAGAUACUGGCGGCAACUAAGGAUGUGAUCGCAGCUCAUCAUAUGGAAAAACAGCGCAAUAUAGAUGCAGUGCACUCAUUGUACUAUAUGCUAUGUCGACGAAGGGAUAUUGCGCCCGAUAUAAGCCGUCAAGAUAUGGAAGGCCAAUUGGACUUUAUUAAGAAUGAGCUGGAUUUGUUGCAGGAGCUCUUAAAGGAGUUUGAGAAAUCGGACAAUACGAAAAACUAAAAGCUGGCACAACGAAAUUAAAAGUAUUUGUAUAAAUAAAGAUUUUUUUCUUAAAAAUAAA